UCUUCUGAUUCUGUUAGGGCUCAACAUAAUUUGGAUCAUUCCUUUCAAGGGUCAUAUGACAUUUUUGAUGCACAACUUCCUCUUCAAGCACGAAAGAUCAGGGACCUCGACGGACAACUGUUUCAACUUCUAUUUCUGUUUCAUUUUUUUUUCAGGCAGAUCGGCAAGGAAUGAACAACUGCGCUUGACCUCGAGGUCUGAGGCAAUGUUGAACUGCUUUUCUUCGACGUGUGAAGCAAUGGACGCUUGUCUCUUGAAAGCAAAAAUGGACUUUGCGCUCCUCUAAUUCUGCUGCAGGAGCAAGUAGUAGUAAAAGAGUAAGGGAGGCACAGAACCGACUGGACCAACACGCAGCACAGCGGCCGGCUGAUCCGGAGCGCCCUGUCAGUGCCGAAAGUAUAUUCUCGUAUGCUAGAACAGCAGACUGUAAAUAAAGCUUUAGAGACAAAUAGCCAAGAACGGGUCGAGAUUUGGCUGAAAGGAAUCGGACGAGGAUAGAACGGAGUUUAGUAGACUAUAGGAGAUCCAACAAGAACGGGUUAUGUAUUAUAAUUUGCAUGUUCAUCAUGAUCAGGAUCAUCAUCAUCAUGAUGAUCAUCAUCAUGGUCGUCGUGAGAAGUUCGUCUAAGCUUGCAAAUUGCGGGAAGUACUUAAGGAGCGCUGGGGCUUCACACGGAACCCGGCGAGGGACUUCCUCAGCGGACUGGUUAAGGCUUACAGUAGUUAUCCAAGGAUUCCGUAAGAAUGAAAUCAGUACCAUUUUUCGGUCUAAUCACUGAUGAAUAUCUUCUUAAGAAGAAGCAUCUCAAUCCCUGAAAUUUCCUCCUGUUUAAGGAGGAAACGUGUGAAAGAUUCUAUGAAAGAUGAAUAUGAGCAAGGUCUAAACUGAGCAAUGACCUGGAAGAGCAGAAGCUGGUGGCCAAUGAAGCGGCAGCAGAAGCGAAUGACCCAGCACGAGUCUGCGACGCAAUGCAUCAACUUUGGGAAAUGUUUGGUGAAGAGAACAAAGACGACAAUUAUGAAGAAAAAGACAUCACCGAACAAGAAAAAGACAUCACCAAACGAGUAUAUCAUACGAUGCAGAUGCCAGAAAUUGCAGCAAGAGAGGCAGCGAAGGCAGAUAUUCUUAAGACCUAGCAUACUUGUAUAUAGACUUUAUUAUUGAUGAUUCAUGUUUUAUCUUAUGGAAGAGAGAGGAGAAGAAAUUAAAAGAUUAGUCAACUUAAGUACUUCUUUUUUUUCAGGGUUCUUCCUUUCUUAGUUGUGAAGAGGUUUCUACUACAGAUAAUCGGCGGAAACUACAUGUUAAACGCCCUCUAGCUUCACUGAGAGGGCCUCUAGCUUCACUGAGAGGGCCUCUAGCUUCACUGAGAAGCUCUCUAGCUUCACUAAAAAUAAGUUUCCCCUCGUCCUCUUCAAGCAUCUACUUGCUUCUUGAAGCAUCUACUUGCGUCUUAGAGAAAACUACAAUAUAAGUUGUCUCGUCUAAUGCACCAAGCAAAUGGGAAACUUACGUGCACGAUGUCGUUGGCUCUUUCGAUACAGCUUCGGAUGUUUCCCGCCAGCAAGACGAGGCGACAGUUGGUGUCAAUUGGAAGAAACUGCGUUUGGAUUUGGAUAUUUCGGAGUCGUCUGUCGGAGAGGGACCCACCAGGACCACCACCACCACCUCUGUACUGUUAAAGGCAGGUAGUUGAAGGUGUUUCUGUUACCGACUUGCAUGUCUCUCCUAAAGGAGACAGGCAUUUAAGAAAGUGAAAGGCCUUAUACAGAAACACCAAGUCCCUACCGCUAAUGAUGAUCUGUGGAGAAAUCUUCAAAAAACACGAGGAGGAGGGGAUGAAGUGCCUAGAUUACGACACGAAAUGGCAGGCUCUGAUGGAGCAGGAGCUUGGAAUAAUGGAUUCGAAAUACAGCACCAAAGGUGCCUUGAGGACAACAUUAUGACAACCGCUCAAGCACCCUCAACAUCAUGCUUCUUGGCCGUUUGUCUACUUGAAAAAUGGACCAACAAUGGUGCAGUCAGGGACGCUAAAGCGGUAGCUCUAACAAGAAGACGCUCUUCUGGGACCAUCUUGACAGUGCGAGCAGCGAAAGAACAGCUCAUGAAAGCUUUGUUGGAUCUUGCGGAACUUCAACUUGGAAAUAUCUUCCUGGGGUAUUAUCGAUCAUUAUACGUGCUUAGCUUUGUAGUUGGGUAUGCAUCAUUAUACCAUAGUUAGCUUCUUUGGAUAGAAAUACAAAAUUGUUCUUGGUAGGUAGCCUUUUCUUUUUCUAUCUUUUAGCGGUUUUUGUUUUAUCUAGUUAGGUCUGCUCCACCGCAAAUUCUACAUCAUAACAUACAUGCAAUUUUUUCGGCUGAGUAGUACGUCAGAUUAGGACCACUUGGACUACAGCUGAUAUGAUCACUCUCUAUCAUCUAAGAAGUAUGAAAAUGAAAUUUACGUACGGAAACUACAUGUUAAAAGCCCUCUAGCGUCUCAGGGACGCUCAUCAUUUGCGAAUUUUACUACAUUUUUACCUUGCUCAUCAUUUUCAUCUUGAUCAUUUUACCAUUGUUUGGUAGUUUGUGCUUCAGUAUCUUUCUCAUACGCUGAGGGUACCGUCCUUCGGGACACACUGUUGGAACUGUAUCGUCUUGCCAGUAGACUAGGAGAACUCAGGCGAUUCUUCAUAUGAAGGCACAAGAAGGCUGGUAGGGCCUCCUCACUCUUGGUAAGUAUUUAGCUUGAUCUUCCGAGGCAUCCUAACAUGACAACUGAAUACCUCACAGGUUAGAUCCGUACAAGAAGUAUUCCGAGUCGGAGGCCCUAGGGGAAGGCAUUUCCCACAUCGGUUUCGCGACGUCGUCCCAUGGGAUUCAAGAUUUCGCAAAACGUUUCAGACAGCACUUAUUUCGAUAUGGAGUUGAUGGGUUCGAUCUCUUGUCUGGCACCCGCCCACUCCAUGACGGCACCGCUUUGCUUCCUUGUAUGACAAAAAACGUGCACUCAUUUACUCAACUCAAGUGGCGAGUUUCCUACGACCUCUUUCUGUAAUAGUGCAUUACUUGUUGACAACUGGAUCAUAUUAAUUCUUCGUGCCUUAAAGCUUAGAUACUGGCCAUUAUGCCUUGUGGCGCACACUAUACUAAAAAAGUGCAGCACUUUUUCCUUUCAUACCUUGUGGGGAGCUUACAUUCGAAUUGAGGACACGAGAACAACGGGAAGCACGUCGUCCGCUUGUUUUUUUCGAACGCAACCUUUGGGGCGAGCAGGAAAUGAGUUUGCAGCAAAAGAAGCAAUUUUCCGCAACCUUAUGGGAGUUUGCACUGAACUUUCUGCGCGAUUCAUUGUGUUGUAUGGUAUUCAGCUCUGGAUCUGGUUCGUCCCUACUUGAGGAACGCCACCUGGAUCAUAGUAUUAUUUUAAGAGAGGUGAAAAAUACUAGUUGAAUUAGAAUCAGCAAGUUAGGAAUGAAGGAUGAUUGCUCUCGGAAAGGUAAAAAGAUGAUCCCCCAUACUGACAAAAGGCCAGACUGUUCUCACGGGUGUUAAACUAAGAAGACUAGAAAAAAGGACCAAAAACAAAAAAAAACAGCUCUGAACCAAGAAAGCUGAAGAAGGUGGCGUUCCUCAAGUAUACAGGAGGAACGCCACCUUCUUCAGCUUUCUUGUUCAUCAAACUGAAUAAAUGUUGUUAUAGUCUUAAUGACGGUGUUGUAAUCUCAUUUUUUUCUUUUUGCGAAAAAUUAACAGGGAGGGCUAAAGAGGAUUUGAUCUUAAGUUGUGAUAAUCGAACCUUUGCUCGUCCGUAGCAACUCUUCAGUUGGCAGCACAUGCGAUAGCUCUUCUAAGAAUCGGCCAUGUACAAAAUUCGAAAGCUUGUAGUGAUGAUCUUAGUGGAAUGUAUCAUCUUACUCGCGAUGAAGAGGUGGCGCAGGUUGUAGGUUCGGAACUGUCUCUUGCACAAUUUCAAGAAGCAACGCAUUUGAAAGAGGAGCACCCUGCGGUAGAAGUGAUCGAGG
Messenger RNA from Amoebophrya sp. A25, 4005 nucleotides. The record is from the annotation of a GenBank genome assembly. NCBI's taxonomy places the organism in Eukaryota, Dinophyceae, Syndiniales, Amoebophryaceae.